Didymodactylos carnosus is the source of this 580-nucleotide messenger RNA. Lineage: Eukaryota; Metazoa; Rotifera; Eurotatoria; Philodinida; Philodinidae. The record is from the annotation of a GenBank genome assembly.
AAGAAAGAAACGUGACAUCACUCUACACAGACAACAGUCUUAAUGUAUGUUAUAUAUGUGUACCGUACAUUGCAACGUGAGCACACACUAUAUAUAACGUGAAUAAGAAAAGAAAACAGAAAAAAAAAAAGAAAAGAAAAGAAAAUCGCUAUUUGUCGCAGUUCUAUUAUAUAUAACGUGAAUAAGUAAAGAAAAGAAAAACGCUAUAGUUGUAUUAUUAUUAUUCUCAUUCUUUCUUUUUCAUUAAUAUACGCACACAUACACCCGUUUCUUAUUAUAAAGUAAAAUGUCUCAACAAGCAGAUAAAAGUGGCACAAGUACAGAUUCGACAAAAUUGAGUUCGAGCUCGGCAGAUCGUUCAACGGGCACAUCAGGCGAAUUAGGAUCGGCAUCAACAGCUGAGCCACAAGGCUCAUCGGCAUUGGGCGACUCGAACUUUGCCGGCAUGUCAACAACGAGUCAAGCUAAAUCAUCUGCUGAUUCAUCCAGUGGAGCAUCAGCCGGGCAAGGCGUCGGUGGAUCGGGUGCUGGACAGGGUGGAGCGAGUCAACCGUGGAGUUCAUCAUCGGCUGCACCGUAA